Messenger RNA from Alternaria rosae, 2784 nucleotides. RefSeq lists its product as uncharacterized. Gene Ontology annotation, biological process: phosphorylation; phosphorelay signal transduction system. Gene Ontology annotation, molecular function: protein binding; phosphorelay sensor kinase activity. The record is from RefSeq and is a predicted model, not a curated record. Bases 1 to 2784 code for a protein of 927 amino acids. The transcript has 2 exons. NCBI's taxonomy places the organism in Eukaryota, Fungi, Ascomycota, Dothideomycetes, Pleosporales, Pleosporaceae.
AUGGCGCGCGAUAUGCCUAAUGCCCAAGCGAUUCUUGCGCAUCAGAUAACGCCAGCGCUGAUACUCAACCGCUCCGGCACCGUCGUCGCUGCAAACGAAGGCAGCGUCCGACUCCUGUUGCCGUUUCGACAAAACGCGUCUUUUGCCACAGAAGGCUCAUUACUUGGCAAAAGUAUCGCCGAUCUUGCACUGAUUCCACUGCCUGGUGCUUCACCAGUUCUGCGGACCUGGAGUUCUAUUCUAGCUGCUGCCAUCGAUAUCAGCGAAUCAGGUGCUGCCAAUAGACAAAGUUUCCGCGGAUACCUUUCUACGACAUAUCUCUAUCAAAACACCGAUGACUUUUGGGACGAUGAAGCUGAGCAACAAGCAAUCAUCGAAAGCGAUGUACACGUUGCCCGUUAUUCCUCACAAGCGGGCAUACCUAGGGCCAACGACUCCGAUGACGCUACCAGUGUAGUUAGAGCCCGAGCAUCUGUUCACUGGUUAUCGUCCAAUCUUGACGGCGUCUUCUUGAUCAUCUUCAACCGGACGUCCUUGCCACAUCAAACAGCACCGACUUCACCAGCUGCAGUGAAAGACUCAAUCAAUGCUUUCGAACGACAAAAUGAUUAUCAGUCCUUGGAUAGCAAUGACAUCUUGGACAAAACUGAUGCAUCGGACGUCGCCUACGCCAUCAUUCCUCACAUUGUCGCAACAAUGGACACAGAUGGGCAGGUUGUCAAAUUAUCCAAGUCUUGGUAUUCGUUCUCAGGGUUGAAUGAAGAACAGAGUUUAGGAAGUGGAUGGAUAUCCACAAUGUUUCCCGAUGAUGUUCAGGAAAUGACAUCGGCCUGGGCUGAUGUUAUCCGGCAUGAACGCUCGCAUUGGACGCAUCAAGCUCGUUUUCGGAGAGCCUCAGACGGAACCUUCUGCUGGUUCUUGAUACGCGCCGAACCAUAUCGAGAUGCCAAAGGAAACGUCCUUCGCUGGUACGUGUCCAUGAUGGACAUUCACGAAUGGGUCGUUGCUCGGCUUAAGGCGGACAUACGACGGCAGUCAAUUAUCACACUUUUCGCGCAAACGGAUGUUAUGUUGUGGGGAAUCGACAAGACAAAUCAAAUGUAUAUAUGCGAGGGGCGCUUAAAGUGGGACCCUAGUAGGGUCGUGAAACUUUUGGAAGGUACCAGAGGAGAACAAGAUGUACCGUACAUUGAAUCACCGGAAGAGACCUAUCGCAACCCAGACCAAGAAUUGGUUCAUACUAUCCAAGGAGUUCUCAAGGGACGCACCUUCAGUCCGAUCGUGGAACAUUGGGAAGAUGAUCGUUAUUUCCGGACUCGUUUUGUUGCAGAGCAUGUCCCUCCAUGCGUGGAUGGGAGCGCAACAAGUGAGGAUGUUGUGCAGGCUGCACUAGCUCUCACAUUUGACAUCACCGAAGAGAAGGCGCGGUCUGUCUUACUGACGGAGAACAAGAGACUCGUCGCCAAAGAGAAAGCCGCGCUCGAUGCCAGCAAUUUGAAGAGUAGAUUUCUCGCAAAUAUGUCUCACGAAAUCCGUACUCCAAUAUCCGGAAUUAUUGGUCUGAGUGAGCACCUUUCCGAUUGCGGGCUCAAUGAAGAACAAUUGGAAUUCAGCAACUCCAUUGAAGAAAGCGCAAAAUUCCUCCUCACUCUCGUCAACGAUGUGUUGGACUUCAGCAAGAUGGAAUCUGGUCACAUGGAUAUUGAGCAGAUACCCUUUUCGCCUUACAAGCUCAUUAGCGACACACUCAUCCCAUUGCGACUUCAAGCAAGGGAACGAGGCCUGUCUCUAAACUUUAGGUGCGAUCUCAAGCCUGAUGCACUCUUCCUGGGAGAUCCCUGGAGAUUGCGCCAGAUUCUCACCAACUUGAUUGGAAAUAGUCUCAAGUUUACACAGGAGGGUCACAUUGCACUUAGCGUUCACGAGGCAGAAAAGAAGGACAACCAAGUCAUCCUCAAAUUCGUUGUGAAGGACAGCGGAGUAGGCAUUUCGGAAGAAACGAUCAAACUACUCUUCAAACCGUUCAGCCAAGCCGAUGGCUCAACAGCAAGACUCUAUGGCGGCACUGGGUUAGGCUUGGCAAUUUGCCGACAAUUAGUUGAGCUUAUGGGUGGGCACAUCGGGCUGGAAUCCGUUCAUGCAGAAAGCACCACCGCAACUUGCAGGAUUCCUUUUCAGAUCUACCAUGGGCCAACUCAUGGCCUACUCAUAUCGACCGCUUUACCUGACCGGGCACAGAUACAUGAUCCCGAAGAGAAAGCGAACACCAAGAAGGCUCGCCACCUCAGUCCUCCCGAUGGUACGAACGGCAUGACGUCCGAACCCUUCGCUAUCACGAACACACCAGGGAUCGGCAACCACAUCCUACUCGUGGAGGACAAUCCCAUCAACCGGAAAGUGAUCUCUAUCGCAUUGAAAAAGCUAGGCUUUGUCGUCUCAGCCGUAUGGAACGGCCAAGAGGCACUCGAUUUCCUCUGCAAGAAGUCGACAGAACCUCGGCCUGAUGUCAUACUGAUGGACUGCAUGAUGCCAGUUGUCGAUGGAUAUGAGGCCACGCGGCGCAUCCGCAACGACAAGACUAUGUUCAAUGAGCAAGUACGGGAGCUGCCGAUCAUUGCGUUGACCGCUAGCGCAAUCAAGGGCGAUAGAGAGAGGUGUUGGGAUGCAGGUAUGGACGACUAUUUGACUAAGCCGGCGGCUAGAGAUGAGCUGAGACGCACACUGGCAAGAUGGUUGGUUACGCCAAGAAUACGAGGGCUGGAUCGGAGCAGACUGGCAGACUGA